CGGGGGAGUCAGGGGGGCGUGGGAAAGUGUUCGCGGGGAAAGCUGGGACACGCUUGUCCUCCGCCACCAUCUUGCUUUGCUUUAAGCCGGCACAGUGACUGUGGGUGAAAACCUUGAGGCGCCAUGAAGCUGCUCUCCAGGGCCGGGUCCUUCUCGAGAUUUUAUUCCCUCAAAGUUGCUCCCAAAGUGAAGGCAUCGGCAGCCCCUGCAGGAGCGCCUCUGUCCCCCCAGGACCUCGAGUUCACCAAAUUACCAAAUGGCCUAGUGAUUGCUUCCUUGGAAAACUAUGCCCCUGCAUCCAGAAUCGGUUUGUUCAUCAAAGCGGGCAGUAGAUACGAGGACUCCAACAACCUUGGGACCUCUCAUUUGCUGCGUCUCGCAUCCAGUCUGACUACAAAAGGAGCGUCAUCUUUCAAGAUAACCCGUGGGAUUGAAGCAGUUGGCGGUACACUAAGUGUGACUGCAACAAGGGAAAACAUGGCAUACACUGUGGAAUGCCUGCGAGAUGAUGUUGAUAUUCUAAUGGAGUUCCUGCUCAAUGUCACCACAGCACCAGAGUUCCGUCGCUGGGAAGUAGCUGCACUCCAGUCUCAGCUAAGGACUGACAAAGCUGUGGCUUUCCAGAAUCCACAGACUCAUGUCAUUGAAAAUUUGCAUGCUGCAGCCUACCGGAAUGCCUUGGCUAAUUCCUUGUAUUGUCCUGACUAUAGGAUUGGAAAAGUGACAUCAGAAGAGUUGCAUCACUAUGUUCAGAACCAUUUCACAAGCGCCAGGAUGGCUUUGGUUGGACUUGGUGUGAGUCAUCCUGUGCUGAAGCAAUAUGCUGAACAGUUCCUCAAUAUGAGGGGUGGGCUUGGUUUGGCUGGUGCAAAGGCCAAAUACAGAGGAGGUGAAAUCCGAGAACAGACUGGAGACAGCCUUGUCCAUGCUGCUCUUGUAGCCGAAAGCGCUGCCGUGGGAAGUGCAGAAGCAAAUGCAUUCAGUGUCCUUCAGCACGUCCUCGGUGCCGGACCCCACGUCAAGAGGGGCAGCAACGCCACCAGCCUCCUCUACCAGGCCGUUGCCAAGGGGACUCACCAGCCAUUUGAUGUUUCCGCUUUCCAUGCCAGUUACUCGGAUUCUGGACUCUUCGGGAUUUAUACCGUCUCCCAGGCAGCCGCUGCCGGAGAUGUUAUCAAGGCUGCCUACAAUCAAGUAAAAACAGUUGCUCAAGGAAACCUCUCCAGUGCGGAUGUCCAGGCUGCCAAGAACAAGCUGAAAGCUGGCUACCUCAUGUCCGUGGAGUCUUCAGAGGGCUUGCUGGAUGAAGUUGGGUCCCAGGCUCUGGUUGCUGGCUCUUACACGCCACCAUCCACAAUCCUUCAGCAGAUUGACUCCGUGGCUGACGCUGAUAUCAUAAAUGCUGCAAAGAAGUUUGUUUCUGGCAAGAAAUCGAUGGCAGCAAGUGGAAACUUGGGUCAUACACCAUUUGUGGAUGAGUUAUAAUAUGGAACCUCAAAGCUGAACAUUUUUCCCAGCCCAGGCCAGAGAAAACAUCAAAGUUAAAAGUCUCUAAUAAAAUGUUUAUCUUUGCAUGAAUGCUGGUAAUUAUUCCCAGCUGACUUAGUCAAUAAAACAUCCUACUUCUAUGUU
Molecule: messenger RNA, 1632 nt
Organism: Ochotona princeps (American pika)
Lineage: Eukaryota; Metazoa; Chordata; Mammalia; Lagomorpha; Ochotonidae
Product: cytochrome b-c1 complex subunit 2, mitochondrial
Exons: 14
Coding region: 124-1485 (453 amino acids)
Biological process (GO): proteolysis
Cellular component (GO): mitochondrion
Molecular function (GO): metalloendopeptidase activity; metal ion binding
Source: RefSeq, a predicted model, not a curated record